CGUUAUGCACUGUUCAGCGAGUCCGAAUAACCAAUAAUGCUUAAUGAGGUAUCUGAGAUUAAGGUAAUUACGUUAACACUGUUGAAGGCAGUAGAGGUACUUGGUAAUAAUAAAGAAAAAGUUACGUCGAACACGGUAUACGAAAAUCAGAGUUCUAGCUCAUCGGACUGUGCAACAAAGUUAUAAAGUCGAUGCGAAUAGACUAUUGAAUACUGUGUAUCGAAUUGAUACAAUGAAAAAAAAAAAGAUUGUGGUUCAGAAAACUCAUGAAAAGAACUGGAAUUAAUAUGAAAUAAGUUUUUGAAAACUAUAAGUCUCAAAAUGUCAAAUAAAAAUUCAAACGUGUAGACUAUCACACCUCUGAUCCGACGUAUACUCUGAUUUAACCGUAUUCAAGAAACCUGUCCUAAAUCCAAUUCUUUUAUCCAUAACGUUCAAGGCUCUGAAGUGCGCGCGCGCGCUCAACUAUAAUGAAAGAUAUUAACUACAAUUUUAUAUCAAAUUACUGCUGAAACACAUUUCACAUUACUUGGGCGUGUUGGGAGGAUGAAGAAGCUUGAGUAUGGUCGUGGGUGAUUGGCUAUCUCGUUACCGGGAGAGUAUCUGAUUGGUUAAACAGCUGUCAAAGUGGGGUUGGUGGGGGGCGUGGCUUAUGUUCGAUAUGGCCGCCCAGGGUCUCUGGCCGAUGCUGUCUCCUCAGUGUGCUUCAGUCGAGGGAACUCGUUGGACGGGGUUGCUUCGCUGCUUUUAAUCCUGUCGAUGCGAUUCAAGCUCGAUGAUUAAUGCAACUCGCGUGGACCAUUAAGUCUGGUGGAAUUCGGUGAUUAAGAGAGACAUAAUACGAAACAGUGAUUGGAUGUUAUAUAUCACGUCGGGCAUGUGGCAACGAUCAUAAACGCCAGCCGUCGCGCAGUUAAUAAAUCGCGAGUGUGUAUACAUGACUCGAUUAAGAGAAUUACUAAGGGACAAGACUGGCAGUCUGUUAGACGUAAUUAAUCAAGACUGUGAUAAGUGCAAGACGUAUAAUACAAACUUAUAGCUGUGAACAAGAUUAACUCCGUGAGUCUGUCCCGUACGUAUAAAGUGCGUUCGAUGAAACUCUUGUUUUCGAAGUCCGCGAACCAAUUCCUGUCUCAGCCAUUCCUGGAAGACGCCUCGGGGACAAUUAAGACGUACCCGACGCGGAACACAAUCCUGUGCACGUUUCACGAGUUACGUUGAAAGAGAGAGACAAGAGAUAGAUUCAGAGGCGUUUGUAAAAGACAUUACCCAUAGUGCUCAGCGGUUACACGACGAGUGCGCUAGCCGCUUUGAGGCAUAACAAAAGUGAGAAGCGGGCACUUAUAUAAAAUUAAUAAUUAAAAAAAACGAAAGCGGAAAUGGUCGCCGGGCGUGCUGUGCACGGUAAUUAUGUUAAGUGGGCAAUUAGCAAUUAACCGAGGAGCCGAGCACGGCCCUCUAAUUGCAGAGGGAGUAGUGAGCCUGUCUAGGAGGAAGUGCAAGACGCUCGGCGAAAUCGUUUUGCGUAUUGGUCUCGUUACAGAGUAGCAAUAGCAAGUACAUCCAAUUAAUAAAUACUCAAGGACUAUAUUAAAUAAGAGAGAAAAGGAUAAAAAGUUUUUGUUUUUUCAACAACUAAAAAUCCACGCUUAAUCAUCGUCCAAGUAAUUCCUCCUGCCGCAAGCUGUGAAUCUUCAUGACACUACAGGUAUCCAUCGAGCCCUGGGGUGGCGACAGAGGCACCUUCAGGCGCCCGUAGCCCGGAACCACCAUCCGUGAUGACGGUCCAUCAUCAGAAUCAUCACAUAGCGACACGCAAUGGGAAUGGUCUUAACUUGAGCAAGAUGUCCGGGGCUGAGGGACGUCGUUUGGGAAACAUCGACAGGAACACUAUAUACGACAGACUGGCGGCUGGUAUUGACAUUAGAAACAAUAACAUGGAGCGCGUUGGCGACGCCUCGACGACUAUGCCACAAAGGUCUAGAUUCAUGAUAACGGAUAUACUCGCAGAAGCUGUCAGCUCACCCCCUAGCGUUUUAAGUCCGGAUCGGCCUGGUAGUUCACCAGCAGUUCCAAAGGAUCUCAGCGUGAGACACGAAUCCAGGUCAUCUCUUAAUAAUAGUAACUUGGAGGAAGACAGCGACGCCAGCCAUCAGGACGAAGCUUCUGUAUCUUCGAACGGGGGCAAGAAGAAUUCGCUGAAGAGAGCGUUGCCGUCGUCCGACGAUUCGCCGCCGAGUAAAAAACAACGAAAGGCUCGUACGGCGUUCACGGAUCAUCAAUUGCAGACGCUCGAAAAGAGCUUCGAGAGACAGAAAUAUCUGAGCGUUCAGGACAGAAUGGAAUUGGCAGCCAAAUUGCAGCUUACCGAUACGCAGGUCAAGACGUGGUACCAGAAUAGAAGGACAAAGUGGAAGAGACAGGCCCUGGUCGGUUUGGAGAUACUCGCUGAGGCUGGGAACUACGCGGCGUUUCACACACUGCAGGCCAGUAGCGCCGGUGUACCAGGACAUCCAGCAGCCGGAAACUACUGGCUGUAUCCUGGAAGACCGCCGCCGCCGCCCCUGAACGACCUGUACUACCGUCCAGCCGCAGCGGCGAUGACGCUUCAGAAGCCAUUGCCUUAUAGAUUUUAUCCGUCCAUGCUGAUGGCGGGUUCCAGCGCCCCCCUCGGCACCCUCGCAGCCAGCUCCAGUUUGUCAACCCUCAGCAGCUACUACAGGGACAGUCCUGAGACUGUGGAGCCACGCGAGAAGGAAAAUCUUGACAGGGCUAUUAUGGCCAGACCGCGAAGUAGAAGCUUGGAGAGGAGUCCACCGCCUCCCAGGGAAGACAGUCCGCCGAGUAUAAAAGAUCAGAGUGAUGACGAGAGUAUACACGAUGUCUAGGAUACGCACCUGAUGAAGAUCCUGAUCGACGGAUGGACCAAGUCCUGAGAACCUGGUCGCGGGCUGUUAUAUGAUACCCGGGUGACUGAUAUGGUCCUUUCAGGACGUUUUGAUGAUCCUGAAGCAUUCCCAGGAAUGAUCUUAGAAGAUGAGGGAUCCUUCGGAUGACUUUAAAUGGUCCUUUGGAUCCUUCGAAUCUUCGGGUCCCUUGAUCUUCAUUGUACAUAGACACACUGGAUGAUCGUUCGACUCCUGCUGAACGUACUGAAGUUCAUACGUGAAGAUCGAAUCUUCUGUUCAAUCAUAUGUGGAAAAAUAGAUUGAAAUCGCCAAUGGACUCCUGUACCGGGUCGGUCACGUCAGUCACAGUGAAAAAUGAAGAAAAUUCGUAUACUCGGUAGUAGCCAGUAAUCGCAGGAGAAAAGGAGAAAGAGAUUUCCCUAUCAAUUUCCAAGAUCAACCAGACGCGUUUGGUGGCGAGAAAGAAGAAAAAGACAAAGUUCACGUGGCUGAACGCGAAUCUACAAUUAAUAUGACAUUAGUGUCUCAGAGCCUCGGGGAAGAAAUCACGGAGUGAAAUGACACGAAAUUACAGUCGUCCAUGGCGUCCGUUUCGAGUUUGUAAAAACUGUUUAAGGCCCUUCGCGUAAGGCCCCUAUUCAAAUAACUACCGUGUUUGACAGCGCAUGGAAAUACCCCCCUUACUUUGAGAAGGGACUUCGUGAGUGUCUGUGUAUCUAAAACGUGACAGUGGAUUCCCAAAGCGGUGGGGGCCCAGUGAACCUUGUCAAUUGGGUCCCAUCAUGAGAUCUGUCGCUGAUCUCUUGACUCUCAUGAAAAUGGGCCUUAAGAAUCCUCCAAAAUUGCGUAGAGGGACUACUCGCUUGAUCUAUGAACUAUUCUAACUCUCGAUGCCCUAUUAUAUAUUUAAUGGACGUUAAAGACGCUGUAAAUACAUAAAGUUCAGUUCACAUCGCAGCCCCAAUAUUCUUCGGUUGUACAUAGAUAGGUAAUAUGUCGCGAGGAUGAAAGCCCAAUUGGGAAAUAUACAUACGUAAGUUUAAUGUGAUGAGAGAGGGUCGGCGUAAUCUUUUCGAUAGGACAUAAGUUUUCGAGCCAAUGAAGAAUAUUGAGAAAUAUUUUUCAGAUCCUGUAUACGUAGAAGCGGCGUGUUUUGGGAUUUACCUGAUCGAGCGACAAAAACUUACAUAUAUAUAUAUAUAUAAAUAAUUUAUUAAAUAUUUCAUACCUAAAAUUAUUCGUGAAAAAAAAAUUUUGUCAAUAUCCCCAAAAAUCCGUUCCGUUCAGACUAACUUCAAGAAGAUGGCUGCUCGAUCGGAUAAAUCUAUGUAAACGUGCUCGCGAUAAAAUACCAGUAUUAUGAAUGUAUAAAACUAGGUUCUACGAGGAAAAUUAAUAAAUAAAAUAAAAAUGACGUUCGAGAUGGUGAAGGUGAUAGACGAAAAGGCGAAUCCUAAUGAGUUGAGAGAUAAGAAAAAAAAAAGCAAAAAAAAACUAAGUGUCGACGCAUCGAAUGCGAUUGAGGGUUAUGUCGCUCGCGCGACUCUAGCCCCAAGUAAAUGGAGAAAAUAGGUAAACCCAUGCUUUGUAACAUAAUGUCUGUAUAGCAAAAAUUAUUAUAUGGAAAAUAUAUUAUACUAAAUUUA
Cephus cinctus (wheat stem sawfly) is the source of this 4555-nucleotide messenger RNA. RefSeq names its product homeobox protein B-H1. The record is from RefSeq and is a predicted model, not a curated record. NCBI's taxonomy places the organism in Eukaryota, Metazoa, Arthropoda, Insecta, Hymenoptera, Cephidae. Bases 1779 to 2888 code for a protein of 369 amino acids. Gene Ontology annotation, cellular component: nucleus. Gene Ontology annotation, biological process: regulation of transcription by RNA polymerase II. Gene Ontology annotation, molecular function: DNA-binding transcription factor activity, RNA polymerase II-specific; RNA polymerase II transcription regulatory region sequence-specific DNA binding. The transcript has 4 exons.